UGCUCAGUAGGCUUCGGGAGGCAGACCAGAAAUGAAGGGUCAAGCGAUGUGGUGCUUGGGGUGAAUUGGAGGCUGGCAUGUUGGCACUCACUCACAGAUCCCGCCUAAUUGAAAUUAACCGUGCGUCCACUCACAAGCAAAGCCUUUCUUUACUUUAGCCUCAGAAGGGAACAAGUGUUACUGUUAUGACUCUGUCAGGCUUGAUCCAGACCUUUAGGUCACUGCUGCUGUCUUCCAGCCCCCAUCUCACAAGGAUACCUGUGUCCUCUAUGCCCAUUUCUCUUGCAAGUCAACUCCAAAUCCGCCAUGAAAUUGGGACUUCUGCCGUGGUGUCUGCUAGAGAUAUGCUGUGGAAAUGCAGGACCAAGUACACCAUAAAGCCCAUUCCUUUAAGAAAAACAGGAGGCCGAGAUCACACAGGACGUAUCAGUGUACAUGGAAUUGGGGGAGGAAGGAAGCAGUGUUACCGUAUGAUUGAUUUCCGAAGAUUGAAUUAUGAAGAAGGAACAGAGCCUGGUCCAUUUGAUGAGAAAGUCGUUCAGGUCCGGUAUGAUCCAUGCCGGUCAGCCGAUAUAGCUCUCGUAGCUGGAGGGAAGCGGAAACGCUGGAUCAUUGCAACAGAAAACAUGGAAGUUGGUGACAUCAUCAAAACAUCAGGACACAUAGGCAGGAUGGCAGUCUCAGCUAAAGAAGGAGAUGCAUAUCCUGUUGGAGCUCUACCAGUAGGGACUCUAAUAAACAACUUGGAAAGUCAUCCUGGGAAAGGAGCACAGUAUAUUCGAGCAGCAGGCACCUGUGGUGUAUUGUUAAGGAAAGUGAGUGGAACAGCCAUCAUACAGUUGCCUUCCAAGAGACAAAUGCAGGUGUUGGAGACUUGCAUGGCUACAGUAGGCCGAGUUUCCAAUAUUGACCACAACAAACAAAUCCUUGGGAAAGCGGGUCGAAACCGGUGGUUAGGAAAGCGACCAAGCAGUGGCCUGUGGCACCGGAAAGGAGGGUGGGCAGGACGCAAGAUCAGACCCCUGCCACCCAUGAAGAGCUAUGUGAACCUUCCCACGCCAAAUGCACGUUGAAGUCUAGACUCCUCCAGUCAGUGGGGAUUUGUUCAAUAAAGACUACCUGUUUUUGAUCUGCUUAGA
Anolis carolinensis (green anole) is the source of this 1139-nucleotide messenger RNA. RefSeq names its product mitochondrial ribosomal protein L2 (gene mrpl2). Bases 186 to 1073 code for a protein of 295 amino acids. Gene Ontology annotation, molecular function: RNA binding; structural constituent of ribosome. Gene Ontology annotation, biological process: mitochondrial translation. Gene Ontology annotation, cellular component: mitochondrial large ribosomal subunit; ribosome. The record is from RefSeq and is a predicted model, not a curated record. Lineage: Eukaryota; Metazoa; Chordata; Lepidosauria; Squamata; Anolidae. The transcript is spliced from 8 exons.